Molecule: messenger RNA, 1676 nt
Organism: Cephus cinctus (wheat stem sawfly)
Lineage: Eukaryota; Metazoa; Arthropoda; Insecta; Hymenoptera; Cephidae
Exons: 4
Coding region: 262-1083 (273 amino acids)
Source: RefSeq, a predicted model, not a curated record
AUUAAAGAAUGCUAUGAAAUAAAUCCACUAAUUUUCAUUUUUGUCGUGAUGGAACAUCUAUCGAAAUUCGAAUCGUUCAUAUUCGCCAAUGCGUGUGCCGGGCCUACAAAUUUUAAAAUCCGCAUGGCAAUUUGUUGAAACGUGUUUUAUCUAAUACGAGAUAGGAUUAUUUGUAUUUUUUUUAACAUUCGCGUACCUUGUCCGUGGGGAUACUGAUAAUAGUCUUUUUAUUGCCUUCGUAAAGUGCUUAUCAUCCCAAUAAUGGGAUCCGAGAGCGGAACUGUAAAUUUUGAGGUUAAAAAAGCCAAAGCAAGAAAACGCACGAAAAAAAAGAUCAAGAUCGAAGAAGAUUCUGCGCUAGGUGUUAAUUCAAAUGGUGCUGAAACUGCCGAUAAAUCUGGCCACGAAUUUAAGAUAGUGAAAGUAGAACAAGUGAAAUCUGAGGAAAUAUCUAGUGUUUCACCAUCGAAUGGAGUCAGUAAUCAAUAUACAGAGUUCAAAGAUGAUAGAAGGACAACAGGUAAUGGCAAGAGAAAACAAAAGAAUGAUCAGAACUCAAUUGAAAAUGUCAACAAUGGAAGUUUGAUGAAGAAGAUUAAGGGUUCUGGCAAUCUUGUAAAUGAAAUCAAAGAAGAGAUCGAUCGAAAUGAUGAAGAAGUAAUGGAAGGUGAUAAAAAGAAUGCCAAGAAACCGUCGAAACGGCAAGUUAAACGAGAAAAGGCUGAACAGAAAGAAAUGGACAAAAGAGAAGCAAGUAGACUUGAAGUGAUGCAGAAAGCCCUCAGCUAUGUUUCGAAGUGGAAGCAUGCAAAAAGUGAAUGGAAAUUUGAAAAGAUCAGACAGAUUUGGUUGAUAGAUCAUUUACUGGAUAAGAACUUGAUUCCAGAUGCAAUAUUUCCAACAGUUCUUGAAUAUUUCGAGGGAUGUAAAGGAAUGGCUCGAGAACUUUUACUGAAAAAGGGUAUGGAUGUAAUUAAGAAGCUAGAAGAUGAAGAAGACGAUGAAACGAAGGACAGCAUAAUGGAAUCUGUUGAGUAUAAAAGAGCUAGGCAGCUAUUACAAGCUUUACCUACGGAAACAUAAGGGUCAAAUUAAGGCAUUAAGAAAAUUCGCAGUCGUAUCAGUGAAGGCAGUAGGAAGAUCUACUACUGGUAGGAAGGCUUAAUGACGCAUCAAAUCACUUUGAAAUCAUCAAAUUUUAUGCGGUUUUUUCUCAUUACUACUUUAAUCACGUGUGACAUGUAUGACAUUCUACAAAGCCAUACAUUAUCAUUGGUAUCUUAGAAGAUUCUCUGAUACUGAUUUUCAUUAUUUAUGUACAUAUGUACUGGAAAUUUAUGAUCUAUAUCAAAGAUAUGCAAGUCGAUGACAAAAAAAUAUAAUGCAGUGUAUUAAAGAAGAAAUCCUUGUUAUUCUUGUAUACUUUUUUAAUUCCAUUGAUUAUACAAUGAACAAAAAUCUUUAAAAUAAGAUACAGGGUUUCUUUGCUUUAAUAGCUUUAAGCUACAAAGAGACUACUGUUCCAUUUCAAUAUGAAACUACGUACGUAAUAACUUGAGGAAAUUUAUUAAAAUAGCUUGAAGCAUUUUCAAGCUGUUAUCGAAGAUACGCAUGUCUGUUAUUUGCCUUGUAAAUUUUAUACUGUUUGACAUAAAUAGAAUGAUUUACGGGAUUCA